UUCCUUUGCCUGCCUCUGAAGUUGAGAGUGUGUGAUCUGCUCAAUGUUUACAUGGCUGAGCAGGGAUUUAAACCUUGGUCUCCAGAGUCAUAGUUCAAUGCUCAAACUGCAAUGUUUUUCAAGGGCAACUUUCCAAGCACACAGUAGCAAACAGAACCAGAACAGAAGGAAGUUGUUUUUGAAGAUUUUUGAAAGCCCUCAAAAUUCAGGAUUAUUUUGUGUUUCAAAACACUGUGCUUAAAUGUAACAAGUUGUUCUACAUUAGUUAUGAACACUCGAUUACGAGCGUUAGGUGGGAGAAUAAAUAACAUCCGUGCAUCAGAAUUACCAAAGGAACGAAUCCGAUCUGACAUUGUUUGCAAUGUCCACCUCUUGGAUGGUUCAUUACAAAGCUUCAAAGUUAGCAAACAAGAUACUGGUCAAGUGCUGUUGGAUUUGACCUGUAAUCACCUAGGUGUAACAGAGAAGGAAUAUUUUGGGUUACAGCACUGUGAAGAGUCAGCAGUUUCACCAAGAUGGCUUGAAUCUGAUAAGCCCAUACGGAAACAACUAAAAGGAGGUUUCCCCUGCCGCCUGCAUUUUCGAGUAAGGUUUUUUAUACCUGAUCCCAACACACUGCAGCAAGAAAAAGCCAGACAUUUAUUCUUCUUGCAGUUGAAGGCUGAUAUUUUGGAAGGAAGGUUGUUAUGCCCUGUAAAUUCAGCUGUGGUACUUGCAUCAUAUGCAGUUCAGUCUCAACUUGGAGACUGCAGUGCUUCCAUCCAUCUUCCGGGAUAUCUUUCAAAUUAUUGCUUUAUACCAGAACAAAAUAAAGACUUUUCAACCAAAGUAGAAUCUUUACAUGAACAGCACAGUGGCCUUAAACAGUCAGAAGCGGAGUCCUGCUACAUUAACAUAGCAAGAACACUUGAAUUCUAUGGAGUAGAAUUACACAGUGGUAGAGAUUUGCAUAAUCUUGAUCUUAUGAUUGGAAUUGCUUCAGGAGGUAUUGCUGUAUAUAGAAAACUCAUCUGUACAAGCUUCUAUCCAUGGGUGAAUAUAAUAAAAAUUUCUUUUAAACGAAAGAAAUUUUUUAUUCAACAGCGUCAAAAACACAAUGAAUCCAGGGAACACAUAGUUACCUUCAAUAUGUUGAACUAUCGAGCAUGCAAAAACCUGUGGAAAUCUUGUGUAGAGCUUCACACAUUUUUCCAGGCAAAGAAGAUGCUACCUCAUGAAAAGAAGCUACAACCCCAUUUUUGGACUAUGGGUGCUAGGACACCAACCAAAACUAAUAAUCAGUGUUGCAGAAAAGUAAUAGGCGGCAUGAUUUGGAACCCAGCUAUGAGGAGAUCAUUAUCUGUUGAACACCUGGAAACAAAAAGCCUUCCUUCUCGAUCUCCUCCAGUUACCCCAAACUGGAGAAGUCCUAGAAUGCGCCAUGAGAUUCGUAAACCACGACACUCAUCUGUAGAUAACCUUGCAAAUGAGAUUUCCUAUAUAACAGAAACAGAGGAUGUUUUUUACACCUAUAAGGUUUCGUCAGCUUCGAAAGACUCUGAUUCAGAAUUGUCCCAGAAUCUCUGCAGAAGGAAUGUAUUCGAAAAUAAUUCAGCACAGAACUCCUCACCUCAGAUGGUCAGUGACGUUAGCAGCCCUCAUGAGUCUUAUCCUUUGGAUGGAACAGAUAAACAAUUUUCAGAAACAAAUGAAAAUGUUACAAAAGGACUUCUAAUGGAAGAUUCCAAUCAAUACUACUUUGAUAAGAAUGAUGUUAUUGAUGGAGCCUUGCUUUUGAUACACAUCUUGCCAGAUGAAGAUGGAAAAUUUGGGUUUAAUCUGAAGGGUGGUAUUGAUCAGAAGAUACCUCUUGUUGUGUCCAGAAUAAUUCCAGGCUCUCCUUCUGAUAAAUGCAUUCCAAAAUUACUGGAAGGUGAUCAGAUAGUAUUAAUCAAUGGCCGGGACAUCUCUGAACAUACCCAUGACCAAGUAGUGAUGUUUAUAAAAGCCAGCAGAGAAUCACAUACAAGAGAGCUUGUGCUUCUGAUCAGGCGGAAAGUUGUCCAACCAUUUGUUGAAAGCAAGUCAGAGGAUGAAGCUGAUAGCCUUAACUUCACACAAACAAUUCUUCCUGCAUGUUCAGAAUAUGGUGAGACCCUAGAAGAAUCAAUGGAACAACUGAAGAAAGGGCUAGAAAGUGGAACAAUCUUAAUUCAGUUUGAGCAACUUUACAGAAAAAAGCCAGGAUUAGGUAUUACCUUUGCAAAGCUACCUCAGAAUAUGGAUAAGAAUCGGUACAAAGAUGUUCUUCCAUAUGAUAUUACCCGAGUGGUAUUACAAGGAAAGGAAGAUUAUAUAAAUGCAAAUUAUGUGAAUAUGGAAAUUUCUUCCACUGGCAUUGUCAACAAAUAUAUUGCCACUCAAGGCCCUCUUCCACACACCUGUGUGCAUUUCUGGCAAGCGGUUUGGGAUCACAAAUUAUCAGUAAUUAUCAUGUUGACAACUCUAACAGAACGAGGGCGGACUAAAUGUCAUCAUUAUUGGCCUGAUCCUCCUGACAUUGUGGAGUAUGGCAACUUUCGCAUCAAAUGUCGCUCUGAAGAUUGCACCAUUGCUUACGUCUUUAGAGAAAUUCUUAUUACAAAUAUUGAAACAGAGGAGGAACACACUGUUACUCAUCUUCAGUAUGUGGCAUGGCCUGAUCAUGGUGUUCCUGAUGAUUCCACAGCUUUUUUAGAAUUUGUCACCUGUAUGAGACCAAAGAGAAUAGAAAAUGAGCCAAUUCUUGUUCACUGCAGUGCUGGAAUAGGCCGGACUGGAGUAUUGGUUGCUAUGGAAACAGCUAUGUGCUUAAUUGAAAGAAACCAACCUGUUUAUCCACUGGAUAUUGUACGGAAAAUGCGAGAUCAUCGUGCUAUGAUGGUGCAAACAUCAAGUCAGUACAAAUUUGUCUGUGAAGCUAUUCUUCAUGUUUAUAAAGAAGGAAUUGUUCGUCCACUGGAUUCCAGCUAGCGUAACUGUGAAGAACACAAGUUCAUCUUUCUAAAAACACAUCAAUGAAGCCUAGAUCAUUUGCAGUUAUAAAUUAUAUCGGAGAUCAACAAGGCUGUUGGGAAGAAAAAGCAAGCUUGAACUUUGGCACUUUAAAAUUGUGUAGAAAAUGAUUGAACUCUGUAGUAUAUAUAUAGCAAACAGGUAGGCUUGCAAAGACAUGGGACAUGGAAUGUACAGUCGUGGAAAACAAGGAAAUCUUAAUAUGCCCACUGAAUGCACCUUUUAUUGCCUUAAAAUAUUUUUCAUUAGAUGGUUCUAUAAAUAUGGUGCUUACCAUGGUAAACUGGAAGAGACCAACCAGCAAUACCAGUGGAAAAGCAACGAAUUAUUGAAGAAUUGUGCCUUCUUCCAGUUGAAAGCUGAAUACUCCAUCAUAGCUCACACCAAAUUGGACUGAAUCAUCCAAUACAAGGUAGCACUGACAGUAUUUGUUAGCUGAUCAGAUAUUUUCCUGAGUUAGAAUGCCAAGGGUUGAAACACUGAUGUUGUGACUUCUAUAAAUCUACAUAGAUCACUACCAGAAGUUCAUAAACUGAGCACAGAUUGCAUGACACACAAAAAUGUAUGACUUAGGUGAGAGAUAAAAACACUUGUGUGUCUUUCCUUGGUUAUUUGUAUGUGUUCUUUGUGUCUCUGUCACUUUUCAUCUUCUGGUUUGUUGUUCAAACUAUGGAAUUAUGAUGUUUUCAAAUUCAGUUUGUAUGAUGUACUCUUCGUUUCUACUGGAGAUGGCAACUGAUUUUUGCACAUGGCUACUGAAGCUUCUUUAUUGUUAGUGUUUAACCCAAUUCUGGGGUCCUUUAUUGCCGAAACAAAUAUCCUCUUGCUGCUAAAAUGCUCAAAUGUCUAAACACUGAGGUUUUCCCCCUCUAUCAAGAGAAAGUCUGUAUACUUUAAUUUUGGACCAACCCUUCCAUUCUAUUUGCAGCAUCAUUGCUAAUGCAAUGCCACUCUCUUCUGUUUUGCUUCCAGCCACACUGAAUGCUUGUAUCACAAGCUUGGGUGUGAUCUCAGGUAUAUGUCUUUAUAUUAUCCUCCCAUUCUCAUUAUUAGCUGUAGCUGCUUCCAUUUGGAAAUAGACAUUAGUGUUGGCCUAUACCAGAAAGAAGGGCUGUCCCCACAACAGCAAAAAUUAUGGGACGUAGGAGCUGCAAGGAAUCUUCAUUGAAAGAUCUGGGGGGAAAUGGCUGUUUAGCUAGAAAGAGGAAAACUCUGGACUGGAUCUAAACUUCUAUGAAUGGAAGGUCUGGGACAGGGUUCUUCCCCAUAUCUUAUCAAAUUAUUUGGGAUCCUUUUUGCAUCUGUGUUUUCAUGGGUCUGGCAGGGCUGCCAUGGAGAGGUUGACGUGGAGAUUAUUGCCUCAGAAUCUCAAUUGCAUUCACUUAAAUUUGGAUUCAGCCUACUUGAUUUUGUCCCUCCAGAGGAGUUGUGGUUUGGAUUGCUUAUUCAAAAGUAUGUGCCACUACCUUGAAUGAGACUCAAUGCCUAGUAAGUGUGUUAAGCCUUAAUUCCUUGAUAAAUAAUUGUACCUGCAGCUUGGGGAUUUUACCUGUGUGGAUACAAACAUUUGCAUGGUGGCAAUGUAAAAGUCAAUGAUGUCAAUGGCUUAGAAGUAGCAAGUACAUGACAAAGGUAAAUUCUGAACAGACCUUUCUAUAUGGUGUGAAUGAGAUGUGGAAACAAAUUUGAGUGAAUAUAAUGUGAGAAUUAAUUGUAUAUUGAUAAUUUACUUUAAGGUAUGCUGGUCUCAGUUUCAUUUCAAAGGAGAGAAUUGAAAUAAACAACCACUGUAUGGUGUUUUAAGAUUCUGUUCUAGUGAAUUAUGCUGUGUUAAAGCAAAUGUUCCAUAAGAAUGUGUAUGUUGUACAAUUUUCGUGUGUGUCAGGAAAACUCUUUAGAAAAGUAAGAAACAUUGGUUUGGAUCCAGACAUAGUGACACAUAGAGUGGGUCCAUUGAACUAAACUAUGAUUAAUGUAGAUUUCUAUAACUCUGAAUAUGACUAAGUUUGAAUACAGUCAGUUGAGUCUAUGAGUGAUAAGCUGCUUUUUGUUUUCUUAUGUUAGUAAGUAGAACUGAACUACAGAUGUAUUAUACAGGCCAGGUGAUGGGAAUGUCUCAAGAGCCCCUUCUCGUCCUUUUUUUUUCUUAUCUGGAGUCAAAAGUGAUUUCAAAUUGAAUGUAAUAUUUCAUAAAUGCUGAUAUUAUUUGCUCUGAAAAUCUAAUCCAAUGAUUUCGUUGUUUUUAUGUUUUGUGUGUUUUAUUUUAAAGUGCUUGGUACAGUGACAGAAUGGGAGGUCUGUGUAUGCAAUUAAAAGGGUGAUGAGUUACAAUUACA
Sceloporus undulatus (fence lizard) is the source of this 5369-nucleotide messenger RNA. It is a transcript of the gene PTPN3, whose product is annotated as protein tyrosine phosphatase non-receptor type 3. Gene Ontology annotation, cellular component: cytoplasm; cytoplasmic side of plasma membrane; cytoskeleton. The transcript is spliced from 26 exons. The coding region runs from base 268 to 2991 and encodes 907 amino acids. Gene Ontology annotation, molecular function: protein tyrosine phosphatase activity; cytoskeletal protein binding. NCBI's taxonomy places the organism in Eukaryota, Metazoa, Chordata, Lepidosauria, Squamata, Phrynosomatidae. Gene Ontology annotation, biological process: protein dephosphorylation. The record is from RefSeq and is a predicted model, not a curated record.